Molecule: messenger RNA, 4227 nt
Organism: Phytomonas sp. EM1
Lineage: Eukaryota; Euglenozoa; Kinetoplastea; Trypanosomatida; Trypanosomatidae
Source: the annotation of a GenBank genome assembly
AUGAGCAUUAUUUUUAGAUUAGUACUAGGCCAGGAGGUGGUUCACCCAACAAUCAAACCAACCGUUUCCGAUGCAGACGAUGUGAAGGGGGAGCGGAAAAACUUAGACCCCGAAAUUUCUAGGUUGAACGGAUUACAAACUUCUCUUACAGACGAGAAAAACAGCACGAGAAAAUUAUCUAACAAGUCUCACGGCGGCACUACCACCUCUCAUCACUCGGACGGGCAAGAAAAUUCUUUUUUGGAAGCCUUCUCAACGGCUUUACCGCCACCAACGCUGCAAGCAGGGAGCGUUAAACCAAACUUAAAUAUUGAAAUUAGUGGAGGGAGUAAUGGCGAAAGCAGCAGACCAUCUGCUCGGAUGUUAAUUCUGCGUAUAAAAACCUGCACUGUAGCGCAGGAUCUUCGUGAUGCGCUAAACACGCUCACAGAAUGCGCCGAGCUCCCUUAUGAGAUGGAAGCGCAUGAGCUCACACAUAUUAUGAAGCUUUUGUCUACUUAUCGUGAUGAUCAUGGAGUUAUUGAAGCUGUGUUGCACGUUUUGUUGAAUCUUACGGAUUCCUCAACGUUCCCAGAAACUAUUGGGGAGGAUGACAAUACUUUGCUUUCGACCAAACUUACCCGCCGUGCGAUAUCGCAAAACGAGAAACAAAGUAUUCGUGAUCGCUUCGUGCGUGCGAUGUUUGACGGGGUGCCUCUUUUUCUAGAUCUUCUGAAGGAUAAAAACGUGAAAUCGCUCUCUGUGAUGUCACCGGUAUCCUCGCGUACGUCUACGUUCUGCUGUCGUUUGCGCGUGGUGCGGAUUCUUCGUCAUCUUCAAGAAGUCGAUCUGGCGCUUUUGCAGAAGCUAUUCCUCGAUUCUCAUGAGAUAGGUUUGGUGGUGGAUUUACUUAAAGAUCAACGAAACGGUGGUGCGUUACGCGGCGAGGUGCUUGAGCUGCUAUCCGCUCUUACCGCGACGGACGCCAAUUUGCAAACGAUUGUUGCUUUUAAUGGCGCGUUUGAUCUUCUUUUUUGUGUGAUAGAAGAGGAAGGCGGGGUUGAGGGGGGUGCAAUCGUUCCGGAUUGUCUCACCGUUAUUCACAAUAUGUUGCGCGGGAAUCGGGCAACACAAAAGCUUUUUAGAGAAAUGAGCUGCGCGAAGCAUUUGUGUGAUUUAUUUGACUUUAUUCCAAGAAAAUGCCAAGGGGGCAGGGCAGAGCCUACGGUAGCAGUACAGCCCUUAUCUCCAAGUCAAUCUACUAUUCUGAUGAUGGGGGUAUUAAUCUUGUCAUGUAUUUUAAAAGAGGCGGAUUCGAAGGAGGACCUGCAUACUACGCGCGAGUGCCUCUAUGCAUCUGGUGUUCUCGGCCCCUUAGUUAGGUUAGCUUUGUGUGGGUGUAUAAUUGAUGAGGGGGUUAGAAUCGAAUCCUUGCGCACGCUCGCCAGAUUUCUCAAGGAUUUCCCUCCUGCGAUAAACGAUUUUAUGAACUUAACCGAUGUUACGUCGUUGAUUCACGCGCAGCUACCGUGCAAGAAAGUUUAUUGGUCACCACUCCGCGUGGUGUUGGAGUAUCUCUUCACCAGCAACGACGCAACGCUGUUGGGUGCAUGCGUGCAGCUCACUCAGGCGCUUUUGAGCGUGCCGAGCUGCGAAGAAGUGGUUGCACACGCCUUGCUGGAUAACUUCGCGCCGUCCGCAAAGGUUGGUAAUUUCCGAAUAGAGGGGAGGUAUGAGCUCAAAUCCUGCGGGCAGGCGCUCGCGUGCGCUCUACUAGGGCCUACCCCGCAUGCAGUAGGGAAGUAUUACGCCGGGCUGCUGCUCGCACAGAUACUUUCGCUUUCAGACGUUGCGGAUCGUCUUCUGGAGAUGCCGUGGAGUGUGGAGUCCCCAGCUACUAGCACUAACUCGUUAUCAUCCUCAUUACUCGCUCUGCCCAACAAUUCUAGGGUGCUGCUCUCUAAAUACAUUCCGGUAACAUUUUUCAAUGCCUUUGUCUCGUAUUUUUUAUUUUGUGUUCAGGGAGGGCAUAUCAGCGAGCAGAUGGAUACGGCCGCGCUUGGGGCAUACACCCGAGCGGUGAUCGCGUGGUUUCACCAUGGGAAGAGCGCAAACGCGAUGAUUUAUUUCCUCAGCGACCCUCAGUGGUAUCCAAUCCUGCUUCAGCAAUCCCGCCGUGAAACUGGGCAAGUGAACAUUCGCUUCUGGUGUGCAGUCAUAGCGGCGGACCUCUGCUGCAUGGCGUCUUGCAUGUAUCAUUCAGACGAAACGACGAAGUCACAGCUUUCUCACCGCGGGAACUCUAGGCAGGAACCCCAAUCGCAGCACUCUAAGCUCGCGUUCGAUCAAAAUCACCUACUAAAGCUGUUUAUCGCGGAGCUCGGCGGUGUCGUUUUUCUUGAGAAUCUUCUUUUCGACGUCCAAGUGAGCACCAUGCAGUGGUCGAGCCCCGUUGUAAGCGCGUGGAUUUCGCCCUCUCCAGCGCUCUACGAUGUUGAGUUUGCACAGGUUCUGGAACAAAUCAUCGAUCACCUCAAAUCGAUUUACCCGGCGCUUUCUUCCUCUCUGCAAACACAAGCGUGGGAGGGACGGAGACGAUCCCAGUCAUCUUCAUUAAACGAUGCCUCCCAAACUCUGAUUCCGAGCAAGAUAACGGCUCAUAAGAUGAAUUCCUACAACCCCCUUUCGAAUGUGGGUGCACAUGAAACCACAUUUGUUAGCUCCAAAGUGAAUAAGCCUCUCGAGGAUUCGGUGAAUUACAUGGAUUCUAACGUAGAAGUAAUCCCGAUGGAGUCGUCCAAUUUCGUGCUGCCUGACGUAACCGGGGAUACCUUUGAUAUAAUUCGCGAUGCGGAGAGCGAAGAGCUGCGUUCACUGCGUGCGCAGAUGAAAACGUGUGAAGAUAAGUCAGAGAACUUGAGACUCGAGAACAGGAUGCUAAAAGACAAGCUAGCGAAACUGCAAAGUGAAUUGGAAAGUCAGAGUUUACAACAGUCGGAUAACUCGUUAGGAGGGAUCCAUUUUAACGGUAGUAAGAAUCAGGUAACGGUCGAAUCGGCGCGGCAGAGCGACGAGCAGCAAGAUUUAUUCCGACAGCAGAUUAACGUGAUACAAGAGCGACAUCAAAAUGAAGUUAAAGAGCUACAAGACAACAUUAAACUGCUUGAGGAUGCCCUGAACUCCAAGGAGGAAGAGCGUGUGCAGCUUGUAGAUUCCCUAAAUAUGCUUGAAUCACAGCUUGAUAGCAUGGCAGCCGCUGCAGAGAAACUUCAACCCCUUCAGGCCGCCUUAAUGAAUCAAGAGGAGAAUUUCCAAUCCAAAUCUCUUUUUUUGAGCUCUCCGACGGCAGAUAUCCCGAUCGGUGGCAUGGCUUGCAGCAACCCUCAUGAAACAACGGACGGCUUGGAGGUCGAGCGUAGUUGUCAGGAAAGAGAAUUAUCGCUUCAGAAGCAGUUAGAGGAGGUGACUGCGGAGCGAGAUGAUCUUCUUCUUCUUCUCGCGGAGCUUGCAGAUUCGCGAGCAGCUGCCCAAAGCAGUCCCGAUGCUGGUGAGCUUCAACCAAGGAAUCCCGGGCCACUAACGUUUCAGUGUGAUGCUGCCAUAAACGCCGCACCCCUUCAUCCCCCUGGGGCCAUUUCAGGCGAGCAAAUACGCCGCUGCGAUGGCGUGAAUUUGCAAUGUGACGGCAGCCGUAUUGAGCAAGAUCCGCGAUGGGGCGCAGGGAUGGAGGCGGGGGAUGAGGGUCAUACGCUGCCCGAGGGCCUGACCACGAUGCCAUCGCAACCGUUGCAUCGCUACAACGCGAUGCCUUCCAUUUCAUAUCCUUCACCACCAGAAAAGAACGAUGCCGAAGGAGAAGCGCACGGGAUAAUGCCUUUCCCACCGCAGCUCUCCGUUUCAACGUCCAACGAACAGCCUCAGUUACUGCAACCGCCAUCAAACUAUUGCUUUCCGCAUUUUGCUCGCUUCAGCGGCGGGAACGCCGAGGGAACGGCGUUGCCCACAACCUUAUCUGUUGAGAGCAGCGUCGAAAGGGGCGUUAUUGCGAGGGAAAAGGGAGAAUCAAUGGUAUUGCCACCUGUCGGAGAGGAGGGGUCUUUGAGAAAUGACAUCUCGCCAUCUGGGGAAGAAAAUCCGUUUCGAAAUAUCGUCUCCGCAGAAUACGCAUCGGAGGAUCCGACAGAGCUGUUUUUGGAAGGAAAAGCCGAUGUCGUCGUCGAAGGAGCUGUGGAAAGAGAUAUCGUGUGA